This is a messenger RNA of Gilbertella persicaria, 1244 nucleotides long. Its product is annotated as UPF0014 family. The record is from RefSeq and is a predicted model, not a curated record. NCBI's taxonomy places the organism in Eukaryota, Fungi, Mucoromycota, Mucoromycetes, Mucorales, Choanephoraceae. The transcript has 5 exons. Bases 129 to 941 code for a protein of 270 amino acids.
GUCAAACAAGUACAUAUAAACAUCAUUUCAUGGAUACGUCAUUCGGUGUUUAAUUCUUGCUGUUGAUCUCUGUCUACAUUGCACAACACUUUUUUUUCUUUCUUCUUUUUUAUUUAUUCACUUACAUUAUGUCAGGUUCACCAGACGAACAAGUGCCAGAUUUAACAUGGUUGAAUGUUGGAAUUGCAUCGUUGUUUAUCCUUGUCAAUGGUGUCAUAUCCAUGUCAUUGGGAUUGAAGUUAGAGAAAUCUUUGUUUACAAGUUCAGUGCGGUGUAUUAUUCAAUUAACCAUCAUGGGUAAAAUUCUUCAAAGUAUAUUUUCAGCAAAAGAUCCAAUAUUAGUAGCUAUUAUGACAUUUGCCUUAAUAUUUCUUAGUUCAUGUGAAACAGUAUAUAACAAGUCAGAUUGGUCUUACAGUGGCAUGUUUCCAUCUGUUUUAUUAUCCACUAUAUUUUCAACCAUAUUUAUUGGUAUUCUUGGUACUCGUUAUGCCAUGAAUCAGCAGAAUUUCUGGUUGCCAGAACUCUUUAUUCCUACAGUAGGUUUACUGUUAGGUAUUACAUCAGGCGCAAUGGCGGUAGGAUUAGCCACUGUAUUGAAAAAGGUUGGGCAACAAACAGAGCAAAUUGAAACCUAUUUAAGUUUUGGUGCGAGUCGAUGGGAAGCAGGUCGGCAAGUGGCUAUUGAAUCGAUUCGAUUAGCUAUGCUUCCUAGCAUCAAUACCAUGUCAGUGACUGGUCUAAUUACCAUUCCAGGAGCCAUGACAGGUCAGAUUUUGGGUGGUGCUCCUAUCAUGAACGCAGUACGAUAUCAACAAAUUGUUACUUACAUGAUUUCAGCCACUACAAGCCUGGGCGUGCUUUCAGUUGUCUAUGCAAGUAUAUGCAACGUAUCUUCACUGUUAUUAAUCCUAAAUUGUAGUUUGCUGUUCAUCAUAUGAUUGACAAAAAGCACCGUCUUCGCCCUGAGCGUGUGCAUAAGUACAAGGCCAGCGUGCUUCGAGACAUGAAGUUUUUACUUUUGAGUUUUUGGCAUGAACUAACUGGUAAUAAUAACCAUGACAAUGACCAGCAGUCAGGGGAUAAUGAUGACAAUCAAACUGCAGAUGAAAAUACACCAUUACUUAAGAAUAAGCAUGCUACUAGUAGCAACAGUCAUUAAUCAGAGUCAGCUGUUCAAAUAAAAACACCGCCAAAAAGUUUUAAGGAUUCUCUUUUUUCCUCCUUUUUUUAUCUUUUCCUCA